Molecule: messenger RNA, 288 nt
Organism: Sciurus carolinensis (gray squirrel)
Lineage: Eukaryota; Metazoa; Chordata; Mammalia; Rodentia; Sciuridae
Gene: Ppy
Product: pancreatic polypeptide
Exons: 3
Coding region: 1-288 (95 amino acids)
Biological process (GO): feeding behavior; neuropeptide signaling pathway
Cellular component (GO): extracellular region
Molecular function (GO): neuropeptide Y receptor binding; neuropeptide hormone activity
Source: RefSeq, a predicted model, not a curated record
AUGGCUGCUGCACACCGCUGCCUUUCCCUGCUGCUCCUGUCCACCUGUGUGGCUCUGUUGCUGCAGUCGCUGCCAGGUGCCCGGGGAGUGCCACUGGAGCCAGUGUACCCCGGGGACAAUGCUACACCAGAGCAGAUGGCCCAGUACGCGGCUGAGCUCCGCAGAUACAUCAACAUGCUGACCAGGCCUAGGUAUGGGAAGAGAGAUAAGGAGGACACUCUGGGCCUCUUGGAAUGGGACUCCCCCCACGCAGCUGCCUCCAGGGAGCUGAGCCCCAUGGACUUGUAA